Molecule: messenger RNA, 1293 nt
Organism: Triticum dicoccoides
Lineage: Eukaryota; Viridiplantae; Streptophyta; Magnoliopsida; Poales; Poaceae
Exons: 4
Coding region: 1-1293 (430 amino acids)
Biological process (GO): proteolysis
Molecular function (GO): aspartic-type endopeptidase activity
Source: RefSeq, a predicted model, not a curated record
AUGGCCGGCCCAGCAGCCGCCGCCGACGGCGUCCCAGGGCCUGCGUCCACCGCCAUUCUCCGCGCCCUCAUCAGCCGGGACCACCUCGGGCGCGGCCUCGACUACCGGUUCGGCGGGCCAUCCGGCCCCGCCGGCCAGUACCCGGACUACUCCGAUCAGGCACCUCCGGCUUCACUCUUCCGAGCCCCCGCGCCUGCUCAGCACGGCGGGCCGCAGCAGACACCGCCGCUGUUCGCCAAACUCGACUUCGCCACCUACGAGGGCAUGGAGGACCCCCUCAACUGGCUCAACCAGUGCGAUCAGUUCUUUCGAGGGCAGCGGACACUCGCUUCAGAUCGUACCUGGCUCGCGUCCUAUCAUCUUCGAGGCGCAGCACAGACCUGGUACUAUGCCCUCGAGCAGGACGAGGGCGGCAUGCCACCGUGGGAGCGCUUCCAGGAGCUCUGUCUUCUCCGUUUUGGGCCUCCUAUCCGCGGGAGCCGACUGGCGGCCCUCGGCCGUUUACCAUUCACAUCUACGGUGCAGGACUACGCCGAUCGCUUCCAGGCCCUGGCAUGCCACGCGCCGGGCGUCUCCGCGACCCAGCGCGCCAAGCUCUUUGUGGGCGGUCUGCCGGACCAUAUCCGCGUGGACAUCGAGCUCCGGGAUCCCCCCGAUCUCCAGACGGCCACCGAGGAGAACGACUCGCCCGACCCGUUACAUCCGCCUGCGGCGCCCGAGGACGCGGCCGCGGAUUCCGCAGCGACGGCGUGCGUCGUCUCCCUUCACGCCCUGGCCGGCAUCCGGGGCGAGCAGACCAUGCUGCUGCCGGUGACGAUCCAUGGCGAGCGCCUGGUGGCCCUGCUAGAUACGGGCUCCACACACAACUUUCUGCCCGAAUCGACCAUGCGUCGGCUAGCCCUCCCGACGACGGGCGGGGAGCGCCUGCGGAUCACAGUGGCGAACAGUGAUCGCCUCCGGUGCCAUGGGCUAGCCCGCGACGUUCCCAUCUCCAUCGGCGACGAACACUUUUCCAUCACUUGUGCAGGGAUCGAUCUCGGCUGCUUCGACUUCAUCCUCGGGGUGGACUUUCUCCGGACCCUCGGCCCCAUCCUAUGGGAUUUCGACGCACUCAUGAUGACAUUCUGGCGGCAGGGACGCCGCAUCCGGUGGGAGGGCAUUGGGGGCGCCGCGGCUGCCGUGCCACAUCUUCAGCUGGCUGCCGCGUCCUCGGAGGCUGAGCACCCCCUGCUGGAUUCUCUUCUAGAGCAGCACAACGACCUCUUCGACGCUCCGCGGGGUGCAGAAGGAUGA